Messenger RNA from Pygoscelis adeliae (Adelie penguin), 619 nucleotides. RefSeq names its product lipocalin-15-like. The transcript has 6 exons. Lineage: Eukaryota; Metazoa; Chordata; Aves; Sphenisciformes; Spheniscidae. The record is from RefSeq and is a predicted model, not a curated record. Gene Ontology annotation, molecular function: small molecule binding. The coding region runs from base 79 to 453 and encodes 124 amino acids.
CUGCUGCAGUCUGCAGGGACGUGGCAUGUUGCAGCUGUCGUUUCCAACUGCUCUGUGUUCCUGAAGACGAAGGAUGGGAUGAAGUCGUCUAUCGUCACCAUCAGCUUCACGCCAGAGGGGGACCUGGCUAUGAAGCUUGUCUGGCCCCUGCUGGACGGAUGCCAAAAGUUUGAGCUGCUCUUCCAGCAAAGCGGGCAGGCAGGGCACUACAUGGCACAAGAGAAGAGGGAUCUGCAUGUGAUGGAGACGGACUACAGCCACUACGCCAUCGUGCACGAGCUCCAUCAGAGUGGGCAGAAGCCCAGCACUGCGCUGCAGCUCCUCACGAGGGAGCAGGACCCAAGCCCCCAGCUCCUGCAGAAGUUCAAAGAGCUCAUCCCCACCGUGGGCCUGACCAAGGACAUGCUGGCCAUCCUGCCCAAGUCAGAUCAGUGCACCAAGGCCAUCAGCUGAAGGGGCCAACGCCAGGGCCAUGCGUCCUCCAGACCUGGUGGAAACCAGGCUCUGCUCCCUCCUCUGUGGUGCCCCUUCUUGUCCUCCUCGGCUAGGCUCUGCCGGACCCGCUGCCCCGCGCCAGGAUCACACCUCACUCUUCUAAAUAAAUAGGUGCAGAAGCUGC